Molecule: messenger RNA, 759 nt
Organism: Microdochium trichocladiopsis
Lineage: Eukaryota; Fungi; Ascomycota; Sordariomycetes; Xylariales; Microdochiaceae
Product: translation protein SH3-like domain-containing protein
Exons: 2
Coding region: 1-759 (252 amino acids)
Biological process (GO): translation
Cellular component (GO): mitochondrial large ribosomal subunit; ribosome
Molecular function (GO): structural constituent of ribosome
Source: RefSeq, a predicted model, not a curated record
AUGAUUUCCCAGGCUGCACGGCGGCCAAUGGGCUGUCUCAAGACGGCCCUGCGGCACUCGCGCCAACAAAAGGCUCUGCUGCUUCGCUCCAUGGCGACCGAGACGGCGACGCCAUCCUCGUCAUCACAGCUCCCCGACUCUACGUCCACGAUACCCCCGCCGCCGCCGCCGACGACGGGCCUGCCGCUCAGCAAGCUCAAGUUCCACACAAUCAAGACCAACAACCCGGAGAAGCCCAUCCGCACCGCCUUCGCCGUCUACCCGCGCGUCCCGUCGACCCGGUCCACGAACCCGGCCGCCCUCGAGGCCUACCACGCGCAGCAGAUCCGGCGCCUGGACCGCACGGGCGCCCGCACCGCGCUCUUCAGCAAGACGUCCAAGGACUCGGUCCGCCCGGGCGACGUGCUCCAGGUCAGCACGAACCGGGGGGAGCCCUUUGCGGGCGUCGUCAUGUCGGUCAAGCGCGCCGGCGUCGACACGGCCGUGCUGCUCCGCAACCACCUGACCAAGGUCGGCGUCGAGAUGUGGUUCAAGAUCUACAGCCCCAGCGUCACGGGCAUCGACAUUGUCUGGAGGAAGCCCAGGCGCGCCCGGAGGGCUAGGCUGUACUACCUGCGCAAGCCGAAGCGCGACAUGGGCAACGUGGACCACCUCGUCGACGCCUGGCGCCGCAGCAGGAACGUCUUCAGCUCCAAGGGCAAGGGCUCGGCCACGCAGGGCCGGCCCGGCAAGCAUGCCAAGCUCGGUAAGAGGAGGUAG